CGGGGGCCGGCUGCCAUGGAGGGGGUGCUGUACAAGUGGACCAACUACCUGAGUGUUUUGUUUUUCAGGCUGGCAGCCUCGAUGGUUUCUUCUCUGUGGUGGCAUACUGUCCUAUUAUGACUCUCAGGAAGAUGCCUGGAAGGGUUGUAAGGGAAGCAUCCAAAUGGCGGUGUGUGAAAUUCAAGUUCAUCCUGCAGAUAACACACGAAUGGACCUGAUCAUCCCAGGGGAACAGUACUUCUAUCUGAAGGCAAGAAAUGCAGUUGAAAGGCAGAAGUGGCUUGUUGCACUAGGAACUGCCAAAGCCUGUCUGACUGACAGCAGGACACAGAAGGAAAAAGAGUUCACUGAAAACACAGAAGCCUUGAAGACCAAAAUGUCUGAACUUAGACUGUACUGUAACCUCCUUGUUCAGCAAGUGCAUAAAACAAAGGAAGCCAGCAUUUCUGGUGUAUCAGAACCAGAGAGUGAGAUUGAUAUGGGAGCUCUGUUAAAAUCAACCUGUGACACCUUCCUGAAGACUCUUGAAGAAUGUAUGCAGAUUGCAAAUACUGCCUUCACUUCUGAGUUAUUGCAUCAGACCCCACCUGGAUCCCCACAUUUGGCAGUUCUCAGAACGAACAAGAUAAAGCACUCUGUCUUGUCCAGUCACAGUUCAACGGAAAGGCAGAUGGAAUUGAACCCCUGUGAAAAUGGCUCUGUAAAAGCAGAAUUUAACCAUCAAGAGCAAACACUUAUUAAAAGUCUGGAAUGUUUAAACCUAGAAACAAAUGAGGGGAGCAGUGAUGUUUCUGUUGAAGAUCACAUAGCAGAGGAUUUGACAGGCAUUAAAGACGACGAAGAGAACAAGCUGCAAGCUGUAGAAAGCUGUGGUGCCCACAAGUUCCUGCAGUCGGAAUUGAAUUCUUCAAGUGGAUUGACUCUAUGUGAGGAAGACAGAAGUGAAAAUGAUUCUCCUACCUUCUUCAGUGUCAUGAGCAAUAGGUUCAGUGAUAUUGAACUUCGAGAGGAGGAGGGCAUACCAACAGAAGAGUUUCUGGAGUCGUGUUAUGCAAUUGUGCCGGUUCUGGACAAGCUGGGACCAACUGUUUUUGCUCCUGUUAAAAUGGAUUUUGUAGGCAACAUCAAGAAAAUAAACCAGAAAUUUAUAACCAACAAAGAAGAGUUUGAUACCCUUCAGAAGAUAGUGCUCCAUGAAGUGAACGCAGGUGUAGCACAAGUUAGAAACUCUGCUACAGAGGCUCUCCUGUGGCUGAAAAGAGGCUUAAAGUUCUUGAAAGGGUUUUUGACAGAAGUGAAGAAUGGAGAAAAGAACAUCCAAACAGCUCUGAACAAUGCUUAUGGAAAGACAUUACGGCAGCACCAUGGUUGGGUUGUUCGCGGGGUCUUUGCAUUAGCUUUAAGGGCAGCUCCAACAUAUGAAGACUUUGUGGCAGCUCUGUCUGUAGAGGAGUGUGAUCUUCAGGAAGAAACAUUUUACAAAGGAAUGCAGAGGGACCUCAACAUUUACUUACCAGCCAUGGAAAAGCAGCUAACUAUCUUGGACACUCUUUAUGAAGUACAUGGUUUGGAGUCUGAUGAGGUGGUAUGACUACAGCAAGAUCACAUCUUAAAACUUCAGGGACUGUGUCUAUUAACAAAGAUUUCUUUUGGUUUGUGUUUUUUUUGAUAUUGUUUCUGUUCGUUGUAUCUUUACAGGUGGGAAGGGUGUUAUGAGUGUUUUUGGGGAAGGGUAUGUAUGACUUUUAUUUUUUGUUACACUUGUUUUGUGUUUAAAUGCAGAGGUACUGUUUCUCUUUGGGUCAUAACUAUGUCCGUGAUGAAUGUUUUUGACUGUUUCUCUCCUGCCUGUGCAUGUCCUCUUCUCUUCACCUCAUAAAGGUAACAGAGCAGAAUUUGGCCUUUGCUCCCAUACUCUAGGAGGAAGCCACGUGUGCAGCGGAGCCAUUGGGACAUCAGCACGGUGCCCAAGCAGGCAUUGCUGGCUCUGGCUCUCCCAUGCCCUAGGCCCACUCCCCAUGACAGUGUAGGAGGACAGAGGCGGUGAACAUUAGUGUUACCCUGGUAGCAGAAGAGAAAGGAAGCUAAAUGACAGCUUAUAAGGUACACAGUGAGUUUGUCCCUUAAUUUGGGUUGAAACUUUUUAAUGCAGCACCUCCCCAGAUAUUUCACAGAUCUUCACCACAGGCAUAUGUGGCUGGUGGCCUGAACUUCCCCAGGAACCAGCCUUUGAAACUGAGUGUUGUGUUCCCUAACCAGCUCCUAGUAUGUGCCAUGUUCUCCUAUCAGCUCCUGCCAGUGGAGUGCAAGAAAUUUGCUGGCACAGACUGGCAAAGCCCAGCUAAUUUCAACAGUGCUUUACACAAGCAAUUGAAGAUCACAUCCAUCAUCCUGGCUUAUGAAGGUUUUGGUGGGUUUUUCUAUUUUGGGUUUAGGGUUUUCUUGAAUCACAUUGACACAAAAACAUAUUUGCUUUUAAAUUGAAUACAGCUAGCAGUUUAAAAAGCAGAUUUCAUUAAAAUCUUUCCUAGACUGCCAUUACGGGCAAAGACUUCAUAGAAAUAGACAUGAAAAUACUAAAGCAUAGAGCAAGCUAGAAUUUGUCAUGGAUCCAUUACACAUUGGGCCAAUUACAAACCUUAAAAUCGAAAAUGAUGUAGAGGUGACUGGAAAUUAAGAAAGUAAGAUUUGCCCUUUUUACCAUUUUACUGAUACAGAUGAAAAUGUGCUCCUUGACACUGCUGCUAUUAAAAAUAAUAAAGAAGUCCUUUUAGCUAGUGGUAUGGUUAAGGAUGAAAUUCCUUCUUGUGUUGAUCUGUGAUUCACAGGCUCUGAAUUACUGACUGCCCAUUCAAGGCAUAAACAGGUCUCCCGGUGGUGACCUAGGGCUUCAGAUGGCUUUGUGCAUAGAUUGAGUUUAACUCACAUGCAGGAGGAGGGAAGAUUGUGCUAAUGAUGUGCUUAGAAUUAGUAAAUCUUCAUAAAUACAAAAGUCAGUGUUGCCAUACUCACAGGAGAAGUACUGGCUUUUGCUAGGCUAAAAAACAUGUUAAUAAAAUGAAUGUACUGCAGGCCUGCUGUCCUGCAUUGCUCUGUGAUGGGAGCCUCUCUGCACACCGAAUACUUGGUCCUUUCUAAAGAUCCUAGCAUUGUGAGCUUUAAGAAAAGCAUAUGAUGCUUGAAGAAAAGACCAAACAUCACACUUGGUGUAUAAAGCAAGAUACUGGAACUUUAGGCAUUUAAGCAGUGUGACUUUCUUGUUUCUGUCAACUUCUCGGAGUUGUGCCUAUCUAUAGUUCCAACACACACCAAGAGGGAUCAGAAGGAUGUGGGGGUUUUGUUAGUUUUUUGGAUAUUCUUAAUUUAAGUAGUAUGUAUUUAUGUUAGAGUACAAAGUCAAAACUUGUGACCAAAACUCUAUUCAAUUAUUUCACUACUCACAGUACUAGAAAUGAAGUAGAGAACCUCUGGGAUUUGGCUUUCUGCUUCUUCUAAGCAUGAUUGCAGAGAAUCAGCCCCUGUAGUAGAACAACCAACUCUCCACCCUGCAUGGUUUCCUCAAGGUUUUCACCUGUUAUGUGGGAAACUUUGCUGUAAUGGCUUUUAGCUGAAUGUUCCGGGAAGGUAAUGGAGACCCCAUUUCCAUGAAAUAUCAGCUAGGGUAUGAGGACCGUAGGAAAAGAUCCCUCUUCUCUAGAAAUUAUCUGUCAGAUUGUGUUGAAAAUUGACUUCUCUUUUUGCUCUAAGCUUUUCCAGUAGCAGGAAAGCAUAUUCAGCACUUAAAGUCUUGGAGGUACUUUGGGGUUUUCGUUUUUUUUGGUUUUGGUUUGUUUUUUAACUAGCAGGAGUACCACUAGUUUGUUAGUAGUGCAUCAGACCCAAUGUUUGAUGCAAAAAGUCAGGAGACUUUAUUUUGUAGGCAGAGAACAUAACACUUCAUUGGAUUGUUAGCUUCAGCAAUUACUAACUUCUACCAUUCUUCUUUCUUCUAACAAAUAGUGGUCCACAUUGCUUAUUCUCUAAUCAGAAUGGCAUCCUGACUCAGAGCAGGCUUUCCAGUCUUGCUCUUCUGUGGGAAGUUGGGUUUUCUGAACUCUGGAAUUGGUGCUUGAGAGGUUUCUUAGGAGACCAUGGCUUCAGGAGACACCUGUGUGCUUGUUGUUAAACAGGGAACUUCUAGAGAAGGAAUUGAGCAAGGCCUCCAUGCCUUCAAAAUUUGUACUUUACCAUGCACUGCUCUUUCAGGACGUUGAGCACUUCCAAGACUUAGGAAUACUAUCUUUCCAGUCAAACCACCACUGAGGAAACACAUGUGGUAUGUUGCAGAGCUGAACUCCCAAGUUAUACCUCUAAGGAUGCAAUAGACCAGGUGAUUAAGUGGAAGCACUGCUAGACAAUUCACUUCUUUCUUUUCCUGUGAUGUCAAUUUGGCAAGCAGAGAGGAUUGCUUUUGGUUUUAAUAAUUGUAGAGAACAAGCAACUAACUUUUGGACUUCAAAUUUAGAAUUGGAGAGGAGGUUUUCUGUUUGGUUUGUUGAUUGGCUAGGGUUGUUUUGUUUGGUUGGGUUUUUUUAAUGGCUGACUUUUAUAACCAGCUGAGCUACAUACUGAUAGAGGUCCACUUGACUCAGAUAACAGCACCCUUGCUCUGUAUACUUUAUGUGAACUGCUUUGGUUUCUUGAACUGUGUUAGUCUGAAGUUUUUGCGUCUUUUUCCUUUAGAAAUGCUUUUGGCUGUUUCCUUCAAUGUCUAACAGUUGCAUAUUCUCAGGGAUUUUACUUAACCAUGGCAAAAUAAGAGUAAUCACAGCCUUACCCUAGGGGAGUAAGGCUGCUUUUUGUGAAAUUAGUAUAACUGAGCGUAGAACUCUGAUACAGCAUAUGACACAGACAGUGUCUAUCCCCAGUGCGCAUCCUUGCUGAGACAUGGUAAAUCCCAAAGCAAUCUGGUAGAAGUGCUAUCUAGUACUGAAUAAUGGCAGUCAACAUAUUUGAGUAGAGGGCAUACACACAUCUUUGUAAUAUAGUGCCGUUGGCAUUAGCUCAGAGCUCUCAAAUAAUUUCAGUUGAGUUCUGCUUAGCAAUGGGAGGCUUUUAUUUAUUUUAUUUAUUUUGUUGUUGGUUUUUUUUAGAUGAACUAUGUUCCAGAGCCCCCUCUGCUAUUUUAAGACACCGUACUCAGUUGUAUAUGGAAAUUCUGUGACAUUACAAUUGUAGAAUAUGAACUGGAUACUCAAGUGGUUUAGUGUAAACUUAAGGAGUCAUUGAAACAUCCCACCUUGACAGUGGAUCUCCUAUUGGGUCUCCUAUUAACAGAUGCACUUAAAGUUAAGGGCCAUAUACCUUCACUUACAAGCUUUUUGUAAAGCAUCAUCAGGAUUUAGGUUACAGAUGUUUGCUUUAAAAAUGUUUCAUAGUUUGAAAAGUGUCACUUGGUUGACUGGACGUAUAAAAAGUAUGCCCAAAGUGUCCUCCAGCUGUUCACAGCGUGCUUUGGCAAAGGGGUGUCGAACAUUAUAGAGAGUAAUGUUAUGUGUUCUGUAUGCUGGACCUUCCAACCCUUUCUUUUCAUUAUCACUUCAACUUUUGUGAAAAAAUUUAGGGAACCUUAAACUGCCUUUUAGACACUAGAAAAGAUCAUUAGAGCAUUCCUACCUGUCUGUCUUUCCUUCUUCCCCCACCUGGUCCCCACCCCUUCCUUUCCUUCCAUUGUCAUUUGCUUUGCUACCAGGGCUGUUGCUGUCAAGUCAAAGCAUCUGUCCAUAAGAGCACAAGGCAGGAAAUUUGGUAAGUGAUGCAAAUGUAAACUUGGAAAAUCAGACCUAAAUUCUUUGGCAGGCAAUCAAACAUACAGUUAGACAGAGAAUGUGCUGCUUUUCUCUGAAAUUUCUCCCUGGUUUGACAUAUUUUGCCAGGAAAACCACACCACUUUGAACUUUUAAUUGAGACACCCCAGACUUGGCAGCUCUACUUCUUAUGAGUGAAAGCACAGGGAUUGGAUUUUUUUUUUAAAUUAUUUCUUUUCUCUUGCCUGCAUAAUACAGAUAACAAAACAAAAAGAGAAGGGGAGUGGGAAUAACUGAAUUCAUGCCGCUUUGGUACUUUCUGUAGCGCUUUGGUGAACUAACCCUGCAGACUACUGCAUGCUCCAAGCAAUCUAAAAUCACCCUUGUGCAGAAGGGGUAUCCUAAAGCACUUACUGGCUCUGAGCAAGCCCAGGCAGUAGCCGAUCCUGCUCACAGUUCACACAAGGAUUUUAAGCACUUGCUUUGAAGUUAGAACAUAGGCAUAUGCUUCUCUUAAACACACGUGCACCCUCCCACUGGCAUGCAGUUCUUCUAAACGUGGUCUUUGACUAUCAUUUCUAAUAUCCCUUUCUUGGUAUAGGAUUUCUCCCCGCAGAUACUCCAUAUGUGCUAGAUGUGGAUAUUUUUUUUUAUAUAUAUAUGAAAUUUCCUUGUUUUCAUAUCCUAAUUUCAGUUUGAUAACUUUAUUUUGCAUUGCAUCAUUCAGGGGGUCCAAAACUGAUUGAUUAAUUUAUUUAAAGCCAUCUUGAAAGUUUGAGAUUUAUGUCUACUUGAAACUAAACAAGUAAAUUGCAUUCCAGAAUACAGUGGCUAAACUGAAAACCAAAGCAGCUUGCUUUUGUGGUUUCCUUUUGUAUUUUCUUUUUCCAAGCCAAUUUUGGGCAUACAUUUUAUCAAUGUCAGGCUGAGCGUACUGCAAGCCUUACUUAUACAUACUAAAAUACAUUACAUACAUACUGAAUACAUUUAAAGAUGAAGAGAAGGUAUAUUGCCUCACACUUUUAAAUUUACUUAAUUCUAAGGGCUUGUUCAUGCCCCCAAAAUAACCUCUUCCAUUGUAAGUGUUGCACGAAUUGUGCUGUCAUAAGCAGUUCAGUCUGAAAUACUUUUGAAGUUUCCAGUCUGUGUUGUCUCUCAAAUCAUACAGCAUCUGUCUCUUCUUUUGGAGCAUUGUUAAGACCUUUGUCAGACUUUUAUAUUAUUUCAUUAUAAUAAACUUAUUUUAAAUAAGCAUGUUUUAAAAUCUCGCUUUCUCCUUGCAUGGAUUUUGUUUCUUUUAUUACAAUAGGGGGGCUAAAGUGCUCUUCAGGACUGUAUCUGUUCUAGGUACUGUGUGAACAGUCAAAAGCAGUAUGUUUCUGGUUGACAGAAACUACGUGUAUGUAUCUUUGUACAAAGAAUGUUAAUACACAUGGAGCCUGUUUUGAUUACAAGAAUAAAAGCUGUGUCUGGCA
Athene cunicularia (burrowing owl) is the source of this 7261-nucleotide messenger RNA. RefSeq names its product pleckstrin homology domain containing A8 (gene PLEKHA8). Gene Ontology annotation, biological process: intermembrane lipid transfer; ceramide transport. NCBI's taxonomy places the organism in Eukaryota, Metazoa, Chordata, Aves, Strigiformes, Strigidae. Gene Ontology annotation, molecular function: ceramide 1-phosphate binding; ceramide 1-phosphate transfer activity. The transcript is spliced from 14 exons. The coding region runs from base 164 to 1591 and encodes 475 amino acids. Gene Ontology annotation, cellular component: cytoplasm; membrane; cytosol. The record is from RefSeq and is a predicted model, not a curated record.